This is a messenger RNA of Arvicanthis niloticus (Nile rat), 1591 nucleotides long. Lineage: Eukaryota; Metazoa; Chordata; Mammalia; Rodentia; Muridae. The record is from RefSeq and is a predicted model, not a curated record.
GGAGUUGUGUCUGUUGCAUCGGUAGAAGAUGGUGUCAUCGGCUGGCAUCUGUAAACACUGGAAACAAUACCUUUAGUAAGAAUACAAGUAGAAGCCAUUUUACUAGCUUCGUUUCAAAAAUUAGUGUCAACUAAUUCUUCAGUUACUUAGCAGGCUGGGAAAAUUGGAUGUAAAUGAAGUAAUAAGUUCUGGAGGGCAGAUGCCGAAGGCUUUGUGAUUCCUUCUGUUCCAUGCUGGGACCCGAGUUUUGAUUUGCCUCACAAGAGGAGAAGACUAUGAUAAAUGAGCAGUUGCCUCAUGGGAACAUGGAAAGCAUGAGACCUAAGAGACAGAGAUGCCUUCCGAAGCUUGACGUGACACACACUGGAAUCUGGCCAUGGAUAGAAACGGAAGCAAAAACUUGGAAUGAGCUGAGAGAAUCACUAACGAUACUAAAAGCUGCCAAGAAGAUGCGCUGUAGGAUUCAGAGGAUUGAACUUGAAAAUUCCAACUUAGUCGUCACAAUUGAAAAACAAGCAAGAGAAAUGGAAGCGCUUCGUGAAAAGCUGUUAAAUGCAAGAAUCAAUGUGGUGGAAGCAGCACCGGAGGGAGAACCGGGGGAGAAGAGGGAGGACGUUGCUGCCUCGUGGAGUCGGGCGGAACUGAUGAAGCUCACAUCUGAGCUCGCAAAAAUGAGAAUGCAAGAAGAUUCUUAUAAAAUGGAAGGGCAAAAAUACAAGGAACUCUAUCUCAAAGAACUAAGAAGUAAUAAUGCUUUACUCUCACGUCUUCAAAAUAGGACUUGCAAGUGUCCAGAGCAGUCAUAUUCAAAUCAUGAGGCAGAGAUUCGGUGGAAGACCUCUUCAAGGGUGUCUCUUGUAGGGCCCCACCCUGAGUGCCCUCAAGUGCCAGAUCUAACAAGUAGCACCACGGAGCCACAAGGAAAUGUGCUCCAGCCCUCCCAAUGCCCAGAAGCCAGCUGUGAAUUCAUGGAAAAUCCUAGGAGCUGGUCUCAAGAUAAGGAGAAGGUGCGUCUUGAGAUGAUGAGCUCAGUGCAUUCUCUGCUCUGCACGCUGCAUCGGGAAACCAGGCGGACUAAAGAGCUACAGAAAGAGCUGGGCAAAAUGAAGAAGAUCUUUAACAUGCCCCCGCAGGAAGGGCAUGGGCAUGAAGGCAGAGGACAUAGUUUUCGUGAGGUUUCAAAAGUCAGUCAAGCUGAGAUGGGCGUUCCAGUUGCCAUGCUAAGACUUGAGGGAGAAGCAGCAACUGCAGAACGCUUCGUGUGCAUUCAUGAGGCUCCAGGUGUCUCAUUCCUAGCUCAGAUGGAACUUGAAAUAAAAAGUAUUGAAUCUGCCAUCGCUGAAGUGAAUACCCAGGAAUGCUUGGUUAGAAGAGAGCUGGAAGUCGUUAAGCAGCUCUACCGAGGAGAGUUAGAACGCAUAGACAGCGUGUCAUUGGAGCGGAACGGGUAAAUUGGGGGAGCCACAGCAAGAGAAGCUUGGGCCUCCCACAAAGGCACAGUCGCAGAGAACCCAGCUCAUGAUACUUGUAGGCUGCAAAAGAAACUGGACGGUGUAAUUAUGGAAACUUUGUUGAUAAAUGAGCUUUCUCU